GUAUUUGGUUAGAUUUGGUUUGGAAGAGAGGUAGACGCACAACAGCAGGAUGCCCGGAAAGGACAAAAAGAACGAUUCCAAGCAUAUCAAGUGUGACAUUCAGUUCGAUGGAAAUCCAACUGGAGUGUACAAACCGGGCGAGACAGUUUCCGGGACGGUGGAGCUCUCACUGGAGAAAAAUAAGAAAUUUAGGGGUAUCUGUCUCUGCAUAAAUGGGUUCGCCGCAACCUACUGGAGCGUCAAGCUGAAAAACGAGCUGGAAAAGAAGCGCAAGACCCACUUCAAGGGCCGCGAAGACUACUUCAGCACAAUAAACUACCUAGUGGGUUCGGACGUGGGAAAUCCGCUGGAAGUGGUCGCCGGCACAUACCGCUACCCAUUUUCGUGCGUUAUCCCAGCGAACGCACCGGCUUCUAUGGAGGGCCGAUACGGGCACAUCCGGUACUUGGUGAAGCUUUCCCUGGAGCGUCCCUGGAAGCACGACAUCGUGUACGAACGUGAAAUGACCGUCAGGGGUAUCUACGACCUGAUCCCCCUCUUUGACACUUUGUCAAUGCCUAGCCAAGCGGAAGCGAUGACUUCGUUCUACUUUGGCUUCACUGAACCACUGGUAGUGUCCGCAAGUAUCUCCAAAACGGGUUUCGCUCCGGGAGAUAUAAUCGAGCUGACAGUGCACGUCAACAACCAGAGCAGCGUUGACGUGAGGACGAUCGUCAUGAAGCUACAACGGGUAGAUACCUUUAUGAGUCAGAUACCACGUGUUGAUCAGUACAUCGAACGCACCGUUCUGGAGGAAAGAACAACGAGCAAAAUAUCCAAACGGAGUGACAUUAGUUUCGAGGAAAACAUCCUAGUAGGUGCCGGUAUUCCAAGUGAUGUCGAGCGCUGCCGGAUCAUCCUAACUAGGUACGAGGUAGAAAUUGUUGUCCAUCCGAUACGUUCCCGGAAGCGACUAGUGCUGAAUCUUCCGAUUGUGCUCGGAACGACCAGCAUAGCGAAUAUGGAGGCCCACGUGGAAAGGGUGGUGGACAAGCAACGGGAAGCCCUGGAAGGGUUUUCAUCUCCCCAAGGACCGUCGGCUCCGCAGUCCGAGGAUGGACCCAGGUCGGUAGAGGAGCGUAGAAUGAUUUUUGCCGCACGCACUUUAAAUUCCAUGUCAUGCGAGGAAUCACUCGACCUAGAAAAUGAGAAGAACUGUGGGGCGGCACCGUACUAGUUGUGUCUUCCACCUUAAUGGUACUAAUCGAAUACUGAAAUUUUAUUAAAGCUCCAAAAAUUAA
Culex quinquefasciatus (southern house mosquito) is the source of this 1280-nucleotide messenger RNA. RefSeq names its product arrestin domain-containing protein 17. The record is from RefSeq and is a predicted model, not a curated record. Gene Ontology annotation, cellular component: cytoplasm. Gene Ontology annotation, biological process: protein transport. Lineage: Eukaryota; Metazoa; Arthropoda; Insecta; Diptera; Culicidae. The transcript is spliced from 2 exons. Bases 50 to 1216 code for a protein of 388 amino acids.